AUGCGCGCCGGCCUCCUCGCGCUCGCCCUCCUCGUGCCGGGCGCGAAGGCUUUCUGGCCCUUCAAGAAGGAACGCUUCACUGCAGAGACCCUCCUCGAUGCAGGCUCGCUCGGUCUCGACCCCGCCUGGCAAUACGAUGCUGGGCCGCUGCUCGAGUUCGACAAGGUCGUGUACAAUGUCAUCCCCGCCGACUUUAAUGGAGACGGACGGCUAGACCUCCUUGUCAUGACCGGAGAUGAGGACCAGUGGUGGUCCAAGUCCGACAAAAGCCUUCACAUGACCGUUGUGCUCGGUAACGAGUCCGGCUUCGGUCAGCGAUGGGACCUCGCAAAGUCCGGCCGGCAUCAGCCCUUCGUGUUCGACGAUGAGCACAACCUGCUGCCUUCGCUGCUCGGAUACCUUCCGGACGGCGACCGGGACAACAAUCUCCGCUCGUGGAAGAACACCGACGGCUCGCCCAUGAAGAUUGGUCGGCCGAGCUUGUUCCCGAUUGACUCAGGCUGCACGCUUGCGAACCCGCACUCGUCAGCGUACGUCGACAUGGACGGAGACUGUGCGCCGGAUGUGGUACUGCACUGCCAGUCGCCGAAGGCGAACAACCGCAAGCUGCAGGUGUACGAGAACCGAGGGACGGAGGGCUAUGUGGUUGCCAACGUGAUCGACCUGCCGACGUACAGCCGUGCUGUCACGUUCGCCGACAUGAACCGGGACGGAGCCGUCGACCUUGUGUUCGCAACGUGCAAACGGCACAUGCCGUCGUCAGGCCUCGGAGAGGAGUGCAGCAUCAAUGUCGCGUACAACAUCCAAGCGCCAGUGUGCUCGGGCGAGUGGUCGCAGUACGAGAAGGACGGACAGCUUCGGUGCCGCGGCUGGGGUGAGCUGUGCCAGUCCGACCCGAACUGGAGCUUCGACUUCUCCGAAAAGCGGGGCACGUUCUUGAGCGUACCACUCGAGGAGCUUUUCCCAGGACAGAACGCCGAGCUCCUGCUCUCUGUCCCCGGCAACGCUCACAUUCCGCUUCCGCUGCGACCGGGAGACUUUGACGUCGACGGUUUCCCGGAUCUUCUCGUCACCCUCAAGACGGACAAGGGCACGCAGGUGAAGAUCUUGAAGAACGUGCCGUGCGGCAAAGGCGUCGCCGGUUGCGCCGGCCUGCCGAGAGGCAGUCGCGGCCUCAUCGUCGCCCAGGGCAAGGGCUAUGAGGCCCUCGACGCCAUCACUGAUGCCGAGGGUGCGUCCUGGAUUGAUCUCGACGACGAUGGGUCGCUGGACAUUCUCGUGCAGCGCUCUGGAAAGCAGAAGGGCAGCAAGGCGCACGUUACUUUUAUUCAGAACAACUUCUACCACGACGCUUUCUUCCUGAAGGCUCAGGUGCUGAACGGCGCAUGCGACCGCGAUUGCGAGCCCACGGACGGAGGCAAGAAGUACUCGUCCCUCGGAGCGAGCUACUCGGGUGCGACGUUCAAGUUCACCGUGUUUGAUACGGCAGGCAAGCGGCACGCGCAACAGGUUCCCCAGCUCCCGCAAGUUGCUCACCAUGCCCUGUAUUCUCCGCAUACGUAUAUCGGUCUGGGACGAACCAACAACUACGUCGAGGUGAUCAUCAACCCGCCCUGGGCGCUGAGCCCGAAGGCGAACACGAAUGUGAAGACACGCGCAACCGAGUGGCGCUCCGAGCUCUUCCUGCACCCGGGCGACUGGAUCCCAUGGGUCGCAGCGGCAGUGGUCGGCACCGUGCUCUUCCUUGGCAUGGUCGUCGUGUGGCUGAACGACAGGGAGAAGAAGGAGGACGAGAAGGAGCGCAGGCGCGCGCUCCACGCUAUCAACUUCCAGGCUUUGUAG
Molecule: messenger RNA, 1842 nt
Organism: Trichosporon asahii var. asahii CBS 2479
Lineage: Eukaryota; Fungi; Basidiomycota; Tremellomycetes; Trichosporonales; Trichosporonaceae
Exons: 3
Coding region: 1-1842 (613 amino acids)
Cellular component (GO): plasma membrane
Source: RefSeq, a predicted model, not a curated record